AUGCAAACAUCUCAAGCGGCAGCAAUAGCGCAGCAUAAGAAUCGUCUCCGCCGCCACAGCUUGCCAAAACGAGCCGCUAGCCACCAGCCGGCGCAAAUCGUACUUAGCUUGAUCGCAGCCGCCACCGCUGCCCCUGGAUUAUUGGGUUUGGGCCAUGGAUCAUAUGCAGCGCCAGCGCUGAGUUUAGGGAGCUUAGGUCAUGGACCAGCUAUAAGCUAUGCCGCUCCAGCUGUUAGUUACGCAGCGCCAUCCAUCAGUCUUGCUCCAGCGCCCAUUGUCAAGGCUUACUCCGCACCUGCUGUAGUCGCCGCACCGACCAUAGUGAAGGCAGCCCCAGCCGCCACCAGCUACUCCACCUUCAGUCAGGUCAUUCAACAUGCUGCCCCAGCCGUCGUUAAGGUCGCCGCCCCCGCUCCAGUUGCCGUAGCGGCUCCAGCCAUUUCUUACGCUGCACCCGCCCCGGCCAUCUCAUAUGCCGCAGCCGCGCCCGCCAUCUCGUACGCCGCACCCGCUCCAGCCAUCUCGUACGCUGCACCCGCCAUUAAAUUAGCCGCACCCGCGAUCUCCUAUGCCGCAGCCGCUCCAGCCAUCUCAUACGCUGCACCCGCCAUUAAAUUGGCCGCCCCCUCGAUCUCCUACGCUGCCGCUGCCCCAUCAAUUGUGAAGUACGCUGCUCCAGCCAUCAGCUACGGAGGCGGUCUCAGUUUAGGCCACGGCUACCAUUAAAUGUAUGACAACCGAACUGCAGCAAAAACGAAAGGAUAUACGAUUACAGCAAGAACCCGAAGGCGAGACCACACCACAAACACGUGGGGUAGUGGAAAAGAAGGAUGAAUGCAACAAGGAUUUAUGGAAUUACGGAUUACAUGCUUUACGUUAUAGCGUCAGACGGCCAUUUGGCGGUCAGCGCUUUUAAGUAUUUGCUCUUUUUUUUGUUUUUUGGUAGUCACUAAAUGGUUUAAUAAGAUUUUCUCAGAUCUAAAGAUCUAAAUAAUAUAUUUCCCUGCUCUCAAUAUGGGAAUUCGCCUUACUUUACAAUGAAUUUUUUUGUCAUUGUUGUGAUGAAUUACAAAUGUGUCGACAAUAAGAACCAACAACAACAAAAGCGAUUCAUCAGUACAACAAUGUUCAAUAACAACAACAGCAAGAACAACAAACAACAAGAACGACAGCAAGCAGCCGCACGAUAUAUGCAGAUAAGAGGAGAGUGGAGUGUAAGAGCGUAUGAUGAGUGGCAGAAAAUCACCGUUGUACGCUCUCAGCAAUAAUUGUUCUCUUCAUCAUUUUCAUUAAUCUCUCUAUUUCAAAUGUAUUCAACUAAAUAAAUAAUUGUUUGAAUAAAAUAUUCAUUAUGGCAAGCCGAAAUUAAGUUCACGAUGGCAUGGCAAACAAAAUAUACACAUGUACAACAGCAGCAACAACAACAAAUUGCGUCAUUGCGUGCUCAAAAUGGCGUCAACUGAGGAAUGUGGUGCAAAAUAAUACGGAAUUUGUCUAUCAAAGGGUUUAAUGAGGAUAUCAUACAUACAUGCAUAAAUAUAUAUUGUAUUUAUUUCAAUGCUUUGUAUAUACUAUUAAGUA
Bactrocera neohumeralis is the source of this 1581-nucleotide messenger RNA. RefSeq names its product cuticle protein 16.5-like. Gene Ontology annotation, cellular component: RNA polymerase II transcription regulator complex. NCBI's taxonomy places the organism in Eukaryota, Metazoa, Arthropoda, Insecta, Diptera, Tephritidae. The transcript has 3 exons. The record is from RefSeq and is a predicted model, not a curated record. Gene Ontology annotation, molecular function: transcription coactivator activity. The coding region runs from base 1 to 726 and encodes 241 amino acids. Gene Ontology annotation, biological process: positive regulation of transcription by RNA polymerase II.